Anisakis simplex (herring worm) is the source of this 552-nucleotide messenger RNA. The record is from the annotation of a GenBank genome assembly. Lineage: Eukaryota; Metazoa; Nematoda; Chromadorea; Rhabditida; Anisakidae.
CGUAGCCGUAGCCGUGAUCGUAAACGUCGCAGUCGUUCAAGAGAACGUAAAAAGAGACGUCGUUCGUCGAGCUCCAGUGAAUCGCCACCUCCGGCUCGCGGUCGUCGAAGUCCAUCUUCAUCGUCGUCAUCGACAAGUCCGAAACGUGUCGCAAAAAAGGCAUCUACGGACAAAAAACGCACAAAACGUGAUCGUAGCAACUCGUCCACAUACGACAGCUCAAGAUCUGCCUCUCCGAAAAGUCCGGAAAAGAAACGAGGCAAAGAUCGAGAAAAAGGCAAAGACAAAGACAAAGAAAAGUCAUCACGUGACAAAGGCGAUCGCGACAGAGACAGUGGAAGAGCCAGAGAGCGUGAUCCGGAUGUGGAGGAGUUAGAUCGUGAUCGUGAUCGUGAUCUAGCGGCAGCUAAAGACAAGAAGGAGAAAACAAAAGAGAAGGAAAAGGAGAAGGAUAAGGGACGCAGCAGAAAGGAUUCGUAUGGUAGCAGUCCGUCGAAGAAGGUACGGAACCUUAGUUCGAGUUCGGAAUUUGUUUGGGUUUCUUGUGAAUGA